AUGGAUCCCGAGGAACUUGAAAAGAAGCGAGCAGCAAUGCUGGAACGAAUGGAGGCCCGACAGAAAGAGCUGAAAAUGAAGAAAGAAGCUCGCCUUCAACCAGAUCCGCAAGCCCAGGUAAUGAAAACGCCAAGUGCACUAAACAAGGGCCCAUACCACCUCGAAGAUGUCUUGAAUCUUUCGGCAAUCUCGAUGUUUGGCGUCAACGAGAAAUCCUUCGCUGGAUUGGCGACAUCUACCCCGUACCUCGCACGCGCGCAACUAGCCGGCUCGAAUCGAUCAAUCAACUCUGCGGAUUUGUCGACUAUUGGAUUCGCCGAGCCUCGAUCGAUCGACGACGAGUUGCAUCGUCAGUUUAUGGCACUUGCGUCAUGGGGGAACACGGUGAUGAAGAGCGACAUACUUGGCAUUGAAGUUGAACUUGAUGAUGUUAAAGCAAAAGCCAACAAAUGUCUCGAGGAGAUGCUGACCCAACGAAGAAACAUCGAGACCGCCGCCAACACACGGCCAUACGCGGAUUGGGCACAAAGUCGAGCGCUGGACGAAUAUCGCGAGAAAUGCAAGAACCUCUUCACUACCAAGAAAAUCGAGCAACAAAUGAAGAGUUUGGUGGCUUCCGGAGCGGUUCAUGUGCAUCCCGACAAGCGAAUCUAUCUAGACAUCGAACUCCAAAUGAAAAUUCUCUACAUUCUGUUGUCCUUCCACCCAUUUUGGCUGCACAUGGGAUUCGAAUUGAUAUUCGGCAAGAAGAUUACGAUCAAGAAAGGACAAAGCAUUGUUGCAUUGAUAUCUCGUUUCUGCCGCGACAGCUUGUUCACGAAUGACAAGAUAUUGAAGUACAAGAAAGCAACGCAAGGAGGCUCUGGAAACCUUCGUUUGAUGACGGCAACCGGUGUGAAAAUGAUGCACGAACAUAUUCUUCACAAGCUCAUGAUGUUCUUCGUCUUCGUUGAAGAGGCAAAGAAGACCGCAAUCAUUGUACGAGCCCCUGGAAUGUUUGGACGCAAGUCGGAGUACAAGGAAUUGAAAGACGUUUUCGCCGAACUUUCUCGACUCUUCCUCCAAUCAAGCAUGAUUAUGCCAAAACUCUUGAAAAAGGAGGGAUUCAAUUUGUCCUUUAUUCAGCCGUUCUACGAAUUCUACGUGUACCGGAUCACGAAGUUUGAUGACGUGGGAGAUGGGAUUGUGCUUGGACGAAUUGUCGAAUACUUGCUCGGAAUGGAGUCGAAUUCUCUGAUGUCCAAGUUGAGGAGCCCGUCUGGAGAUCGCAUUCGCAAGAUUGGUAACCUGAACACGAUUUUGACGACUCUACAGGCACAUAAUGUUGACAUUGGAAGUUUGACAGCCGCAUCAAUUGUCGGACUCAAUCGGAUAAGCAUCAUCGAACUAAUGUGGCGAUUGGUCGGCUUUUAUAUGCAAAGCAAUAACCUCCAACCAAUCCCGGUGGCCCCACUCGAGACCGUUGAGCCGAACAAGAUGAAGGAAUUCCGCAAAGAGCUUAUCAAACGAUGCCAAGACUUUGCAGAGAAAGUCGGAGUAAAGGUCGACGGUUUCCGAUCGAUUCGUGAUGGUACUGUCUUCGCCGAGCUUUGGAGAGUCUACACUGAUGACCAGCCAUCGCUAAACGAAUUUGAUGGGGAGGACCUUUGGUCGAAAGUUUACAAUGCGGCUCAUUCGGUGCUCGGGGUGCCCCAAUGUGUUGUGAUGGAAGAUGCCAGAUCGCUCACACUGUUUACAGUGGGCUUUCUGAAAGCCUUAGAAGAGUAUCGCAAUGAUCAUGCACUACGAGCUUCGGGUGUCAACUCUGAACCUGCCUCGUCUGAGCCAGCGACUUCUGAACCUGCCACCUCUGAACCACCAUCACCAGCUAUCAGCACUGCCUCUGAAUUUGGAGCGACAUAUACCGUUGCCGAAGGAUUAAUUCAAGAAGAAGAUUCAUUGGACCCGACUUUGGUUGAAAACGAUGUUUUCGAGUCGGAGAAAGAGGAUGAUCCAGCGCAUUGCGAUUUAUCAACAAACUUUGAGGAUGAGUCGACUCUUAUCAGGUCUUGUUCAGAAGCCGAAAAAACUAAUGGAAAUAUCAGCCCUAUUGUGGAGAGUUCAACCCAAGCAACUCAAUCGGAUGCUUCGACUGAAGGCCAGGAUGUGGACCUCUACCAGAUAGACAUCGAUCAAAUGGCCGCCCUAAAAGACGAGGAGAACGCAAAAUUAGCAGAACGUGAGCCGAAGAUCGAGAUGGUUGAGAAAGAAGAGGUCGGAAACUUGGUGACCGAUGAGGAGAUGAAUCAAAUGGAAGCAGGGCACGCCGAUGAAGGCCUCGUGAUGGAACGGAUCGAGAUUGACGGCGAAACGAGCUUCGGAUGGAGAGAGUCCGAGCCAGAGGAUGAUGAGCCACCAAACGUCGCGAAAACCUCCUCGAUCAUCGACACGCCACAACUCUACUACAACACCAAGGCCACCGACUUCGACAAGCAAUACUUGCCAGACGUGCCUCAAAUGUUCGAUUUCAAGAACAACUUGGAUGAUGAGGAAGCGCCAGUAGAAUCAGAAGAAAACAAAGAGAAUGUUCCCCAUCAAACUUCUUCAGCAACCACCAUCGACGACAAAGAGAAUGUGGACCACCACCAAACAUCAUCAUCGGCAUCGAAAGAAACAUCAAGUGCAACGACGAGCACAAUCAGCAAUUUGCCACCACUUCCGAACUUUGACCUUUCGCAUAUGAAGAACACGACUUCCAAUUAUGCCGAUAAAAGCGUCAGCGACCCAAUGCUUGAAAUCUACGCAAAAAUGAAGGCGCUCGAACGGGAGCAAACCGAAAUGACUCGUUUGAUACAGGCUUUGAAAGUGAAGGCGGAAAAUGCGCUCGACAAU
Mesorhabditis belari is the source of this 2871-nucleotide messenger RNA. The record is from the annotation of a GenBank genome assembly. Lineage: Eukaryota; Metazoa; Nematoda; Chromadorea; Rhabditida; Rhabditidae.